UGCGAGCUAGUUGUGCGCGUCAAUUCGCCCGUUGAUUGUUGAUUGUUUUAUCAUUUUCUCUUUAUUGUUAUUUGUACUAUCUGUAGAAAGAGAGUAUAAUUAGCGAGUCGUGCGCGAAUAUCUUCCUCGUGGUCACGAGCAAACUCGGCAAACGCCGGAGGAAACAAUACCUCGUUAUCUAUCGUUAUCACCGGACGAGUCUCCCUAUCGAACAUAACCGCUGUAUCGAUCCGACACAUCGCUGCCUAGUCUGUCCGCCUGCCGCAGCAGCGUACACGACACAAUUGGUAAGAAAAAUGGUGCUCGCUUCGAGACGCUCGGUGACAAUUGCACGUGCAACGAGUCGUAGCAUCGGGCUCCUGGAACGGAGCCCCUUCUUGCCGUGAAAAAAAUAUAAUGCUCUGUCGAAUGUCGUUGUCGCUCCACACCAACGUGGGCUUCCUCCGCAGUGCCGGCCACGGAGCAGACCACAAAUGUCUUGUAAAGGAACUGCCGCCAUCACCGCAUGUACAUCGAGACGACAUAGUCGCGAGAAGAUUAGUUCCGAAAACGAAGGAACGGAAUGCGCGCCCGUUGAUGCUCUUUUUGCUUCGUCGAGAACGGAAGAAGUCGGUAAGAGGAAUCAAAAAACAAGAAGAAAUGAGAAUUGGCAACAAACGGUGACUGGAAAGGGUGUUGACGUCGUCGAGACGGUAGCUGACUUUGAGAAAUGGCUUAAGAUGCGUAGCACGGAACCGCCGGUGCCAUCGAGUAUGGACUUGGACGCAACCAAGAUGGUAGAGGGCGUAGACCGAUAUUUGGGUGAAGAGGUACUAUCACAUGGUUGUUUUCUGAGCAAAGAUCCAUAUGGUUUGUCCAUUGACAUCGAUUUGGCAGACACUAAGAAGCUUAAUCUGUCGUCAAGCUAUGAUCCGAUAUUACAGGAUCUGACGCACAGCGAGAAUCGAUUAUUGGAACCACCAUGCGAGAAAGUCGUCGACGAGUUUAUACUACCAGAGUUCCAGCUGGAUCAUUUGGAUCCACUAGUGACCCUUACGCCGGAUGACAUGAUAGUGGCUGGUGAGAUUCUACCGUCUGCGAGCAGCCAGUCAAUGAUAAGUGUAGAAAAUCAUGAUGUUGAACAAAAUACUCCAAAAAUUGGAGUUCCUGUGCAGAACAAUGAGACACCCUGUGAGAAAUCCACACAGGUUACUCUCAAUCAGCUACCAGUGAAUAUAGUCGUGAACAAAAUGGAGGAUAUAAAGACAGAACAGGAAACUGUAGUACAAUCUUCAGUAAGUUCCUCGGAGCUCUUCAUUGGGACUCUACCAUCAAUAGAGGAGAACUCGUCGAAUACUAUGACAAAUUCCAUGGAAAUAGAUACGCAUGGUAUGGUAAUAGAACAAUUGAAGAAGACAAAACUUGAACCUCGUAUCAUCAAGAAACGUCGACAGAUGACAGAACGACUAGAGAAGAAGCUUGAUAAGCAUAUUAAUGGUAAAAGCUUUGCCAUUGACACAGACUCACAGGAUGGCAUGAUGGCUGUGGUUGCUAUAUCUACUGACAAAACCUCCAACAUGACACAGAUUGUUAUCAAUACUGGCACAGAGAAACAGAUCUAUCAAGGCAAGACUUCGGAAUUGAUUGAAGCAACAGGCAAUUUUCCAAAAUUGCCCAAGAUAGAUACUUCAGCCGCAGUUUGGAAUGGCACAGUUGAAUAUGGUACCGAUAGUAAUCCAAGUAAUCAAUAUGAAAUUGUUAUAUCCAAUGCACUGGAAGAAUUAGGUAUCACCGACGAUAGCCUGCAACCUUUGUGCACCACCGAACACGACAAGGUGUGGCUCUGUCCACGAGACGGUUGCAACAGACAAUUUGGUAGAUUGUACACUCUGAAGGGCCAUUUGUUGGCCCAUUAUGGAGUUAGACCGUUUAAGUGUGACUUUGAGGGCUGCACUUGGGCCUUUUAUUCAGAGUUCAAGCUGAAAAGACACAAGGAGACACAUCUGAAGCGCAAGGAUUAUGUGUGCGAGGUGGAAGGCUGCAAUCGUCGUUUUACUACCGUCUACAAUCUAUGGAGCCACGCGAAGUUGCACAAUCGUCCUAAUCGGAUCGUGUGCCAGGUGCCAGACUGCGGUGAGAAGUUUCAGACGAAACGAGCAUUGGAACUACACAUGAAGUCGCACGAUCAACGUCAUGCACCUUACGUGUGUCAGCAUGAGGGUUGUGGCAAACGUUACUACAGUAGCAAUGCAUUGACGUCACAUCAACGAUCACAUAGCUAUAAAGAAGUGGACAUCAAGUGUUCGUGGCCGGGUUGUGGCAAGAUUUUCGACAAGCCUUGCCGACUCAAAGCACACAUGCGGUCUCAUACCGGCUAUAAACCCUAUCCUUGUACUUUUCAAGACUGUAAGUGGGCUUUUUCAUCAUCCAGUAAGCUUAAGCGCCACCAAAAGAAGCACACGAACGAGCGUAAAUUUGUGUGCGACGUGCCGGAUUGUGGCAAGGCAUUUAUGCGCUCGGAACAUCUGAAGGAGCACCGACUAACGCACACGGAAGGCCGCUUUUUCCAAUGCUUCGUGUGUGAUGCCCGAUUCUCCGCCAAGAGCAGCUUGUAUGUACACAUCAAGAAGCAUCAGCAGACUAAGCCGGAAAACGUAGCCAAUGAUAUGCUCGAACGCACUUCUGGUAAUCAAAAACGUACGAGAACAAAAGAAUCUCAUUAUUCGCGAGUGAAGCCGUCAAGUAAGUCGAAGCGAUGGAACACGGAACUGAUAAGUGCUGCGGAGAUUAUCGCGAAGGAAAAUGAAGUUGAGAAGCAGAGUGCUAGUACAUGUUCCCAGGAUGGGGAUCAAAUGGAAUGGCUGUAUCGUUGUCCGAUAGAGAUAUGCGGACAUUUAAUCAGCAGCGAAACGAUUCUUCGUGAACACAUGUUAAAAGUACACGGUAUACAAUGCGACGAUUUGUUGACUAAACCAUCUUCGAACGAUGUCGACAUAGAUUACGUUUUAUGUACCGUGCACAGUUCGCCAAGUUCAUCCACUGUCGUCGAAGAAGAACAAAUGGUCAUGGUGACUCCGUGCGAUGCCGUCAUUCUUGAUACCUUUUCGUCAAAAACAGAUCAUUGUUUGCCAGAACCGGAACCGCCACCUUUCAACUCCUUGCUGAAGAGCUCGGAAUCGUUCCAAAAUGAUACGCAAAAUGAGCGGAUUGACAAGGAAACUGUAUCAGUGAAGGAACAGGGUUCGGCAAGGACAGAUCUAACAUAUUCUGAUUGGUCUAAAUUGAAGAAGGACAGUACAUUGACGAAUUCGAUAGUAACGGAAACGUCGGACGUUGUAUUGGGCACAAGUGAUGAUUUAAGCGAAGGUCUGUUGCUCACAGAAGAGCUACCGUCGAUGUAUUAUCAGGACGACGUGGCGGGUACGGAAUAUCAGGUGCUGUUAUUAGAUUCAAGUCCGCUCGAGAGUGCCAGUAAUUUGCGCGGUCUCGAGUGAUUUUCGUGAUGGACGCAAGUAAUGAUUUUUACUAUCAUGAUCCUGAGUGAUUUUUCGUGAUAGAGUGCUCUCGAUCGAGUGAUUACUGUAUAAUUAUUUUGGACAUG
This is a messenger RNA of Trachymyrmex septentrionalis, 3580 nucleotides long. RefSeq lists its product as uncharacterized. Gene Ontology annotation, molecular function: transcription coregulator activity. The coding region runs from base 474 to 3473 and encodes 999 amino acids. Gene Ontology annotation, cellular component: nucleus. Lineage: Eukaryota; Metazoa; Arthropoda; Insecta; Hymenoptera; Formicidae. Gene Ontology annotation, biological process: regulation of transcription by RNA polymerase II. The transcript is spliced from 3 exons. The record is from RefSeq and is a predicted model, not a curated record.